UCAUGAUACUAUGUGGACGAUCGGGACGGCUCAAUUAGCAGCCGGGAGAAUAGUAUGUGACUGCACAUCAAUCAUCUAGUAUAAAUGGAUGUCCUGUCAACUAACCAGUCACUACCCCCACACCACUCAUCAGUCUUCUUCUUCCUCCUUCGCCAUUAAUUGAUCAAGAAAAACUUCAGCCAUCAGCAAUGGAGCCCAUCCCUCUCCUGACGCCGUACAAGAUGGGCCAGUUCGACCUCGCCCACAGGGUGGUUCUGGCGCCGCUGACGAGGCGGCGCUCCUAUGCCAACAUGCCGCAGCCGCACGCCGCCGUGUACUACUCCCAGCGCGCCACCGCCGGCGGCCUGCUCAUCGCAGAGGCCACAGUGGUCUCCAACACGGGACGGGGCUACACCGACACCCCAGGGAUCUGGACGGCGGAGCACGUCGAGGCGUGGAAGCCCAUUGUCGCCGCCGUGCAUGCCAAGGGCGCGCUCUUCUUCUGCCAGAUCUGGCACGUCGGCCGCGUGUCCACCUUCGAGCUGCAGCCCGGCGGCGCCGCGCCGCUGUCGAGCACGGAGAAGGGGGUCGGCCCGCAGAUGAGCUUCGACGGCCGGCUAGAGGAGUUCUCGCCACCGAGGAGGCUGACGGUGGAAGAGAUACCUGCCCUCGUUGACGACUUCAGGAAGGCCGCCAGGAACGCCAUCGACGCCGGUUUUGACGGCGUGGAGAUCCACGGUGCAAACGGAUACAUCAUUGAGCAGUUUCUCAAGGAUAGUGCCAAUGACCGCACCGACGAGUAUGGUGGCAGUCUUGAGAACCGGUGUCGCUUCGCUCUUGAGGUGGUCGAUGCUGUUGUGAAGGAGGUCGGUGGUCACCGUGUGGGAAUCCGCCUAUCACCUUUUGCCGACUACAUGGACUGCCACGACUCUGACCCCCACUCUCUUGCACUCUACAUGUCUACAAAGCUCAACGACCACGACAUCCUCUACAUCCACAUGAUCGAGCCGAGGAUGGCCAUUGUGGAUGGCCGGCGAGUGGUGCCGAAGCGGUUGCUUCCGUACAGAGAGGCGUUCAAAGGUACCUUCGUCGCCAAUGGUGGGUACGACCGUGAGGAAGGGGGCAAGGUGGUCGCCGAGGGGUACACAGACCUAGUGGCCUUUGGGAGACUAUUCCUAGCGAACCCAGACUUGCCAAAUCGAUUUGAGGUUGGUGCGGAUCUAAACAAGUAUGAUAGGAUGACCUUCUACACCCCUGACCCUGUCAUUGGCUAUACCGACUACCCCUUCCUCGAAUGAUCUAGAUGUAACUUCUUUCUUCGACAAUACAAAUAGUUGUACUGAGGGUCAUAAUUAAAUGUAUGUGUAAGUGAUGUAUUUCAUCGAACAAUAAACUUUGUAUGGUGAUUGUAGAAGCUAUUCAAGUUUUUUUAUAUAGAAGCACCACUCUAUCCUUCCCAAAA
Aegilops tauschii subsp. strangulata is the source of this 1441-nucleotide messenger RNA. Its product is annotated as 12-oxophytodienoate reductase 1. The record is from RefSeq and is a predicted model, not a curated record. Gene Ontology annotation, molecular function: FMN binding; oxidoreductase activity. Lineage: Eukaryota; Viridiplantae; Streptophyta; Magnoliopsida; Poales; Poaceae.